Molecule: messenger RNA, 1746 nt
Organism: Eremothecium gossypii ATCC 10895
Lineage: Eukaryota; Fungi; Ascomycota; Saccharomycetes; Saccharomycetales; Saccharomycetaceae
Gene: MON1
Product: guanine nucleotide exchange factor MON1
Exons: 1
Coding region: 1-1746 (581 amino acids)
Biological process (GO): protein targeting to vacuole; vesicle-mediated transport
Cellular component (GO): Mon1-Ccz1 complex; fungal-type vacuole membrane
Source: RefSeq, marked provisional
AUGAGCACAAGUGGGUCGCGCGACAGCGCCAGCACGCGCGAGAGCGCGCGGGAGACGCGGGCGGGGCCGCAGGCGCUGCCACUGGGCUCGGUGGUGUCGCUGAGCUCGAUGCGGUCUGCAAGCCCGACGCACGCGCCGUGGGUGGCGAAGCCGACGACGUCUGUGGACCUGACGAACCACUUCAUGGAGGUGGCUGCGCGCGGGGGCGAGGAGGAGCGGAGCUUGGCGUCUCCGGGCGAGGAGAUGCAGUACGAGCUGGCGCACAGCAUGAAGGCUGCACCUGCGCUUCCCCGCGAGUUGCCCAGCCCGUUCCGGGCGGCGGGCGGCAGGGGCGCGCUGCCGCAGGAGAAGCAGUUCUUCGUUCUGACCGCGGCGGGCAAGCCGAUAUACUCGAUGCACGGGCCGGAGGAGCUUGUGAUGGGGCUGAUGGGGAUUGCGCACACGCUGCUGAACUACUUCGAGCUGGACGGCCCGCGCGAGCGGCUGCGGACCAUCACGACAUAUGACGCCCACGGCGUGCUGCAGCGGUUUGCGUUUCUGCGGAAAAAGCACGUGGUUCUGCUGGCGAUGACUACGCGCAACGAGGCAGAGGCAGAGUUGCAGCAGCAGCUCGACCUGUUGUACUCUUACUUGGUAUCUAGUCUGUCGUUGCGGCAGAUGUCCCGUCUAUUCGAGCGGGCGAACUUUGACUUGCGGAGUUUCCUGACGGAGUCGGACUUCCACAAUCUGGACCAGCUGUGCCGUGCCAUGUGCGACGGCACACACCUGGGCUGGACUUUGGGCGCACUGGAGUGCAUAACGCUGAAGCACUCCGUGCGGCAGCGUAUCAAUUCGAUAAUGCUGCGUGCAACACGUGGAUUGGCGGUUGGAACGUUGCUUUAUGGGAUGAUAGUGGCGCCAGAUCACAGACUGGUAUCUGUGCUUCGGCCGAAGGGUCACACCCUACACACCACGGAUUUGCAGCUGCUGUUCUCAAUGGUUGAGAAUCAGCUGCAGCUUCUUCAUAGCAGCCAAGAAGUCUGGGUACCUCUGUGCUUCCCCAAGUUCAAUGGGAACGGCUUUCUCUAUUGCUACAUCAAGUUUCUACCGACGGAUACUGAUUCGGCCAGCAACGAGACCACCCUAGAGGGAAAUAUGCACAUCAAGCCAACGUUAAUUUUGAUUAGUCCACAGAAGAGCUCCUUCUACGACCUGCACACAUGCGCCAGUGAAAUACUUGAUAACCUCGCUGUGGCAGGCAUCAUGCCGCACAUAACUGCGCCAUCACGCUUCACUAUUAACGACAUUCCCGCGCCAUUAGUGCAUCAUUUCAUCUACAAGUCGAAGAAAUAUGUGCAAUAUGUCAUGCCAGAAACAUCUAGCACUACAGACUGGUCUACAUUGAUGAAAUACUACUCUCACUUGCGAUCAAAUGCGCUAGACUCCCAUGGAAACCCUCUUAGUGAAAAUGUCGUUGCCUUCGCGCGGUGGUGUGCGUCCUCAGGCCAGGUCCAGGUAGAAUAUUGUGACUCCAGCGAAGAACUGCAAGUUGAAGAUCAGCCUUCCUCGAUCUUUAGUGAAUCAUUUGUAGAGGAAAGUUUGAACAUGACUGGCCUUUCGUGGAUCACUCCAAGCUUUGAACUGUAUCUCUUGUGCAAUAACGGCGAAAUCCCGAAAGCAGUAGUCAUGAAAAGUGCGAGAAAUGUCGUCGGUUGGUGCUCGCGUAAUGGACACAAGCUUUUCGUUUCAGAGGGUGCUGUCUUUUAA